Anguilla rostrata (American eel) is the source of this 3048-nucleotide messenger RNA. RefSeq lists its product as uncharacterized. The transcript has 12 exons. Gene Ontology annotation, biological process: lamellipodium assembly. Bases 1038 to 2210 code for a protein of 390 amino acids. Lineage: Eukaryota; Metazoa; Chordata; Actinopteri; Anguilliformes; Anguillidae. Gene Ontology annotation, cellular component: cytoplasm; lamellipodium. Gene Ontology annotation, molecular function: guanyl-nucleotide exchange factor activity. The record is from RefSeq and is a predicted model, not a curated record.
GGCAGUGAGGGGAAGAGGGAUGGAAAGUGUUUUUGUCAAAUUGUCAGAGUUAAAGAGCCCCAAGACACAAAGCAAAAAAAAAAAAAUUGCACCAUGAAAUGCUGACCAGUAUGGCAAAUGGUCAGAUGAUCAGAAGACAGUAAUGGCACAAAACAAAAGCCUAACAGCACAAUGUACUGUUGGAGAUUUGUCUUUCAGACAUAUUGAGAAUACGUGCAUUUAUUGUGACUAUCAGCAGGGUGAAUGUAUUUCACUGGAGCGUGGGGCUAGCGUGGGGCUAGUGCAUUAAAUAAAAAGAUUUAAAGUCAGCUAGAGAUGAUUCUACUCAAAACAGGAGAAACCAAAGACAGUGUUCAGUCACAGAGGAAGUUGCGUUCACCACAGCUGCUGAAACUUACAGGAAGGAAGAGCGUCUCUACUCACAGAGUCCUCCGCCGCUGUCUCUCUCUCUCUCUCUCUCUCUCUCUCUCUCCGCUCUCUCUCUCUCUCUUUCCCACCUUUCACAACGAUACGGCGCUCGACUUCUCACCUCCGCAAUUAGCAAAGGGGCCCAACCCCUUUCACGUGUUUUUGGCGAGCGAAGCUGAUUCAUUUUUUAGGUGUUCCUCUCGCACCCUGUCCUGCCGCAGUGCUGUCGCAGUCGCUCUCGGAGUCCUCCUUUCCUUUCUUCUGUCUUCGAGUGGCACUCUAGCGCAAAAAAGAAAAAGAAAAACUGGGCCGCUGAACUCGCUCUAGCUUCUGACCUUGUGUCACCUCCCUGUCUCUCUUACCUUCUCUCUCUGCAGCGGAUGCUUUUGGACGGGUCGACUGAGACGCCCCUACUUUGGACUGGGGGGAGGGGGGAGGAGGGGGGCAGAUGGUCCUCAGCACUUGGAGGGCUGUGCCACAGGAUUGAGGCUUCCAGUGCUGAUCUGAGGAGAUCAGGCUGCGCAGAACGAGGGAGGGGUUGCCUUUGCCGGGCUGAGGGGAGCGGUGCUUUUUUUAGGGAAGAGGGCCCGUCCGUACCGAGCUGAGAGGUUAGCCGGAACUCUGGAGACAUGGGAUGCUGCAGCGUGACCCAGCGGCACACCGGGACUGAUGAGGUGGGACCGGAAGAGAUCGAGCUCCUGCAGAUAGACAACCAUGGGGUGUGGAGCCUGGGAGAGCUGAGGCUGCAGCAGUCUCAGAAGAGCAGGUCGGAGGAGGACCAGCGGCACCGCCACUCGUCUGCACGGCAGCCUUCACCGGAGCCACAGGAUGCAGAUCCCGUUCCUGCAGAAGUGACACAAUGUCGCAAUUCACAGGCUGUGCUCUGGGGCAGAUCGAGGGAGCACCUGCACCAGCGAAUCUACUUUGAGCCAAUCAGAGCCUGGGAGGGGCAGCCAGCGUACGCGUACGGAGAGAUCCUCUGGUCUUCCCUGGUGCAGAUCCACAGCCACUACACAAAGGAGAACAAUGAAAGAUACAUGGUACUGUUUUCCUUCCAUCUUCUGAUGCUGGCCCUGGAUGCCUCCAGCCGUGAGUUUAUCUAUGAGGGUGUCCUGCCACUCUCAGGACUGUCGGUGCGAGCGAUAUCACAGGACGGAAGCACCCCCAACAGGUUCGAGAUCACCGGUCCCAUGGUGGACUCCAAGAUGGUGGUCUGUGCCAGCCCGGCAGACAUGAGGAGGUGGGUGGACAGCAUCCAGGAGAGGAGACGGAAGGCCGUGACGCAGCAGCUGAACACCUCUCACAGCGUGCUGUCCUACCUGGUGCCGUGUGACGAGGGCUGGAAGAAGGAGGAGCUGAAGAGGCACCUGCUGCGCGCCCCCAUCUGGCAGUGGGAGGGCACCCCCAUCCAGCACAUGGGCCCAAUCAGCCACCUGUCCCUGGUCCGCACAGUCAACUCUCAGAGAGAGGGGUCCAGAGAACGUCUGCUGGUGCUGUUCCCUCACGACCUCCUCCUCCUGUCCGUUGACGCUCAGUGCAGCUCUGUGACGUAUGAGGGUCGACUGGCACGAAACGGCAUCAAAGCCCGGGAGCGGAUGUCUGGCAGACUGGAGUUUGAGCUGACAGGUGACCUCAUGGAGCCUCUGCUGGUGUCAUGCACCUGUCCUGGAGACUACGACAGCUGGAUUUUCCACCUGCAGCAGCCGGAGAAGGAUUCCAGGCCUGUCUCAAACCAGCCUGCCCCACCUCUCAUGCCCAAGAAAUCACAGAAACGAACGAACGCCUCGCAGGUCCCCGUGUGAGCGACGCCCAGGCAAGCAGCCGCCCCCCCCCCGCAGCCUGGACGAGCCUGUCAGCCACGGCUCGCCGCUACGCCGCUGAGGGCGCAGUUAAAGAAGGGGAUUCUGGGUAAUCCUCCGCGUAGCCGCCCCGCUGCCACGCGUUGCCGAUCCCAUAGCGUUCCAGACCAAGGAAAAGGAAAAGAAUACUGCCGCUGGUGCCCAGCGCUGGAUGGAGUUAACAGACCUGAUCGAGUACACGGACUGAGACUGCGCACACACAGGCUCAGUUCAGACAAACUCAACGAGCAUCAGCGUGAUUAAAGGGGAGGGCUUGUGACGGGUGUGCGCUGGUGAGCGGCGUUGCCGCGGCUUACCGUAGCCCCCUGCCACGCGCGAAUGGGGAACGACCUGGUCACCGUGGUGACGGCGUGAAAGCCACUCCAGCCUUGCACGCUCGGCUCGAAGACUUGCGGCGGUGUACCCCCCGGCUCUGACAGGACUCUUCUUCAGAGAGCAGAGCGUCACCAGCACAAUUCAGGACUUUCCCCCUCUUGCUGCAAAGCGAGAGAAAAAAAGGUUAAGCAGGGAUUAUUUACAUGGAAUGGCCCAAUGACUUAGAAUGUACAACCCAAAUAAUGUUAGGGGUAGACCUGUGCGCCUGAAUGAGUCGCUGCAUAAGAAAGUGUCACGUCUCGAACAAGAUACAUCUGCCAUUCAGAAUCAGAUGGUUUCAAAAUGCAUUUUUGUGUAGUCACACAAAAAAUACCUCAGCACAAUUUUAAAAUACCCCAGGGAGUUUCCUUUCACAAAAUAAAAAAAACAAAAACAAAUUGCCAUGGCUUUGUUUAAAAAACCGAAA